Plasmodium fragile is the source of this 2433-nucleotide messenger RNA. RefSeq names its product SCYL protein kinase. NCBI's taxonomy places the organism in Eukaryota, Apicomplexa, Aconoidasida, Haemosporida, Plasmodiidae. The transcript has a single exon. Bases 1 to 2433 code for a protein of 810 amino acids. The record is from RefSeq and is a predicted model, not a curated record. Gene Ontology annotation, molecular function: protein binding.
AUGCUGCAGUACUUCGUGGACAAGCUGUUCGGCGACCUCCCAGCCAAUUUCAACUUUGUGAUAGGGAAAAGGUUAGAGUGCCAGAGUCCCCAAAACGGGGGGUACUACGAAAUUUACGAAGGAGUAAACAAAAACAAUGAAGGGGUAUGUAUAUUUAUAUAUGAUAAGAAAGGAAAAGAAGGGAGUAGGGAGAAAAGAUACACAAGUAACCAUUUGUCUUUUUCCAAAAAAUUAAUUCACCCAAAUAUUUUGAAAGUCCUAUAUACAUACGAGAGUGAUAAGAGGAUCUACAUAGUAACAGAAAAAUGUGUUCCAUUGCAUGUUGAGGGGGUAAAAAGUGACCCCUUAUGGGGUUUAUAUGAAAUAUUUAGCGCGGUGUCUUUUGUCAGCAUGUGUAAUUAUGUGCACUGUUUGGUGAAUCCUUUAAGCGUAUUUGUAAAUGAAAGAGGGAGAUGGAAAUUGUCCCUUUUUGAUUGUAUUCAUGAGAAAGGUGAAAGUAUGUAUCAGAUUUUGAAUGACCUACAGAAUCAUAUAGUUAGUACGUAUGGCUAUGCAGUUUCCAUUCCAACUGGAGUUCAUGUUUCAUGGGUAGAUGCACAAGGCUUGGCAUUGCUAAUGGUUUGGUCGUAUAGAAAUUACCUAGAACAAACAAGUCAUUUUGGAGAUGCUCACGUAGGUGUUCCACCCAUUAGGAGUAGUCCCCAUGGCAGUGAUACAAAUGCACCACAGAGAGGACAUUAUUUAAAAACGCCAAUGUUGAGUGCGGAGGGUGCACAAGAAUACAUACCGAAGAGAUUGUUGCCAUUGUAUAGUACGUUGCUAAAGUAUAGUAAGGAAGAAAUAAACUUUUCCACCAUUUUAAAUGAUGAGAAUCUGAAGACAGACAACACCAUAAGUACAAUGUUAUUUUUGACACAAAUACAUAUGAAGUCGAAGAGCGAAAAGGUGCAAUUUUUGGAUAACCUAUUUAGCAAGCUAGAAAAUAUCUCAUCAAGUGUAAAAACGGAGAAAAUUUUACCUGAACUUGUUCAGAAUAUGGAAGUGUCUGAGAGUAGAGUGACGUGUCUGAAGAUCGUCUUAACAAUUUCGAGGGAACUAUCAACAGAGCACUUUGAUAAAAUGAUAUUUCCAAUUGUAUCAAAAUAUUUUUCUCUAAACGACAGAUCAAUCAGGUUUGUUUUGUUGGAAAAUUUCCAUCACAUAGAGAGUCACCUUACCAGUAACCACAUGAACGAAAUAUAUAAUUCGUACCUGUAUGGAUUUUUGGAUAAUAAUGCGUCCAUAAAAAAUGAGAGUAUAAAAAAUUUCAUUUAUGUGUUUCCAAAAUUGAAGUCAAAUUUUAAAUCGUCUUCUUUGAUAGCCUUGUUGGAUAAUUUGAGAGACUCUGAUUUUUGCGUUAAGACAAAUACGAUAAUUUGUGUAGCAAAAAUUGCGAAACAUAUUUUGGAUGAUAAAGAGAAAAUACUUGAAAAUGUUUACAAGAUUGGAUUACAGGAUUCGUUUGUUCAAACUAGGUUAGUGACUAUUCAGGCUAUUAAAUUUACAUAUGACCAGUUCAGUGCGAAGAAGUAUGCUUCGAAUAUUUUGCCGCUCCUGGUUAGGUGCCUCAUUGACGAUUCAGUGGAGGUGCGUCUCGCAGCGUUUGACGCGAUGGACUCCGUUUGUGCGCAACUGAGGGGUGAUUUGGUGGGGGGUAAUACUUGUAGUAGCCAUAGGAGUUCACCGAUACCCAGUGGUAUGUCAAAUGGGAACGACGCUACUUCCACUUCUCCAGUGGACUCCCUAAAAGGUUACACUUUUAUAAACAAGAUAAAGGGAAUUGUCUCCGCAAAGGGGGAACUGGAUGCUGGAAGCGGGUCGCGGGUUACUCAGGAGGGAGGUCCCAUUUUGGGGGACUUGUCCGGGAGAGCUGUCCAAACGGGUGCGACCGAGAGCAAUCUACUUAGCACCUUGGUUUAUGACGUGCCCCCCGUCGGUGGUGCACUGGGCGCCACAGGAGGUAGAGAUUACGUUAAUGUGAAUUCCCAAACCGGGGUGUAUAACAGCGGGGAGAAGCACUUGGACGCAUUCCAGCAUCAGAGUUACAACCAAAAAGACAACUUCCUUUGGGGGGAGGAAAUUAAAAAUUACCCCGACAGAGGAAAUGGGUGGGUAGCUGGUGGGAUGGACAACCUUUAUGGUGGUGGCGAUACGCCUUGCGAAGCAGACAGAGGUGGCCACUACGAACAGGGCAACCGUGGCAACUACGAGUUGGCAAAUAUGAACAGGUCCGGUGAAACCAACCAAGAGGGUAGCCUUUUUGACGAUAACUUCCAUUUGGGUCAGUCCACCAAAAAAACGGCCCAAAAAAUUGACCUUGACAUAGAUGAAUUUUUUAAGGAGUUGGACUUGAAAGAGGAUAGCAGUGCCAAGGUGAACUUGAGUUUGUUGUAG